UCUCGCAGCGCGAUGUUUAACCACUGGCAGCUCGUCCGUUUUUGUUAAUUUUUUUUUUAGUUUAAAUAAUACGUUAAGAAGGCAAUAAGUGUGUAACCAACCGAACCCACUACGAAACACGACGACAGCAACAGCAACGCUGACAACGACAAUGAUCGAGCCGAAUCGAUGCGCCAAAUCUUGGUAGUAGUUUGAGGCCAAAACUAAAACAACUAAAAGCCACGGCUAAAACAGCACAAAGGAGAACUGCAGCUCUGGCUGGGGCCGCGGCAAUCGACUAAAAAAGCAGAUUAUUUAUUGCAGAUAUAUACGUAUAUUUGUGUAUAUAGUAGUUUUUUUUUUUUGCUGGUGUGACGCGCGUUUUGUUACGACGUUUCCGAUGAUCUUGGCCCGUUGUUGUUUGCCUUUCGUGUUGUUGUAACUCGUUUUGUGCGCGCGUGUGUGAUUCAUGCAACCCAACAACAACAAAAACAAAAACAACAACAACGACAAAAACAGUGAGAUAUGCUAAGUAAAGGAAUGGCAAGGCAAAGAGAGUAGUAGAAGCCACAAAAUACUUCUUUGACGCGUGCAUCCUUCGAUUGAGAGCGCAAGAUAAAGCCAUACACACACAAACACAGCACGAUCGCACUCAGUGAGAGUGAGAGAGAAAGAUAUACAGAGGGACAGAGAGAGAGAGAGAACAGAGGUGUGUUGUAGUUGUACAGCUGUCAAGUGCGCCGAAGCAGCGGCAACGGCAGCGACGCUGACGUCCAAGUCCUUUUUCGUUCGACUAGCAGGCCAUCUCGCUUGCACGCUAGAUCACUCUUCUCCUCCGCUGCAGCUGCCUCUCUAACAACCGAAAACCGAAAAACCACGAACAAGAAGCAGAGAGAGAGAGAGAGAGAGAGGGAGGAUGCCAACAACAAACUGCAGCAGCGGCAGCGGGAAGACAAGCAUAAAGAAGAGAGCAGCAUUCCAUUGGAAAAAAAACGUGUGCAUUAUUAUUAAUAUAAUUAAUAAUUACUAAAACAACAUCGAAAUACAUGUGCGUUCGUGUGAGUGAAAUAGAAAGUGCAUUAACAACAACAACAACAAAAACUGUAAAGUGUAAAAAUACCAAUACUACAGAAAUACAAACGAAAUGAAGGUUACCGUUUGCUUCGGCGAUGUUCGCAUUCUGGUGCCCUGCGGCUCUGGAGAACUUCUCGUCAGCGAACUGGUAAAGGAGGCAACGCGGCGCUACAUCAAGGCAGCCGGAAAGCCAGACUCAUGGGUGUCGGUGACGCAUCUACAGACACAAUCGGGCAUCCUGGAUCCGGAUGAUUGUGUGCGGGAUGUGGCCGACGAUCGGGAACAGAUACUCGCACACUUUGAGGAUCCCGGACCAGAUCCGGGUGUGGCGCAGGGCGGUGGGGAUGGAGCCUCCGGCAGCUCAUCCGUGGGCACCGGCUCGCCGGACAUCUUUCGCGACCCCACGAACACAGAGGCACCCACCCGGGACCUGUCCACGCCCCACAUUGAGGUGACGAGCACCACUUCGGGGCCGAUGGCCGGCCUGGGCGUUGGCCUGAUGGUGCGCCGCAGCAGCGACCCAAAUCUGCUGGCCUCGCUCAAGGCGGAGGGCAGCAACAAGCGUUGGUCGGCGGCGGCGCCACACUACGCGGGCGGCGACUCGCCCGAGCGUCUGCUGAUCGACAAGGCCGGUGGGCAGCUGUCGCCCCAAUGGGAGGAGGAGGAUGAUGCCGCCAGCCAGCAGCAGCUCAAGGAGCAGCUGCUGCUCCAACAGCAACAGCAGCAGCAGCCCCCAGCUGCCGCUCACCAGCCAUUCGCCCGCUCUGGGCGCCUGUCCAUGCAGUUCCUGGGCGACGGCAACGGCUACAAGUGGAUGGAGGCGGCCGAGAAGCUGCAGCAUCAGAACCAGAAUCAGCACCAGCACCUGAAUCACCAUUCCGGCCAUCGGGAGCUGAACUCGGGCCAGUCGUCGCUGCAAUCGUCGCUGCCGAACAGCGCCUACUCGAGCAAGUCCCUGCCGAGGGAGAGCAAGCGGAAGGAGCCGCUGGGGCAGGCGUACGAGUCGAUACGCGAGAAGGACGGCGAGAUGCUGCUGAUCAUCAACGAGUACGGCAGUCCGCUGGGCCUCACGGCCAUGCCGGACAAGGAGCACGGCGGCGGACUCCUUGUCCAGCACGUGGAGCCCGGCAGUCGCGCCGAACGGGGUCGACUGCGGCGCGAGGAUCGCAUCCUCGAGAUCAACGGCAUCAAGCUGAUCGGCCUCAGCGAGUCGCAGGUGCAGGAGCACCUCCGACGUGCCCUCGAAUGCUCCGAGCUGAGGGUGCGCGUCCUGCGCGGCGACCAGCUGCAGCGCCAGCAGCGGCGCGACUCUAAGGUGGCCGAAAUGGUGGAGGUGGCCACCGUCUCGCCCACACGCAAGCCGCAUGCCGCCCCCGUGGGCACCUCCCUGCAGGUGGCCAACACCCGAAAGCUCGGCCGCAAGAUCGAGAUUCUGCUGAAGAAGGGACCCAACGGUCUGGGCUUCUCGGUGACGACGCGCGACAAUCCCGCCGGUGGCCACUGCCCCAUCUACAUCAAGAAUAUACUGCCCCGCGGAGCGGCCAUCGAGGAUGGACGCCUGAAGCCCGGCGAUCGGCUGCUCGAGGUCGAUGGCACUCCGAUGACGGGCAAAACCCAAACCGAUGUGGUGGCCAUACUCAGGGGCAUGCAGGCGGGCGCCACUGUCCGGAUAGUCGUCUCCCGUCAGCAGGAGCUGGCGGAGCAGACAGAUCAGGCGGCAGCAGCAGCAGCAGCGGCGGCAGAAAAGACGUCCGCUUUGGUCACUGUUGCAGCUCCUGUGCCCGCUGCUGCGGCAUCCAUCCAGGUACAGAAAUCGAGCAGUGCCCGUUCGCUCUUUCAGCAGCAGCAGCAACAGCAGCAGCAGCUCCUCAACGAAUCUCAGCAUUUCAUCGAUGCGGGCAGCGAGUCGGCAGCCUCAAAUGAUAGCCUGCCGCCGAGCAGCAACAGCUGGAAUACACGCGAGGAGCUCACGCUGCACAUCCCCGUGCACGACACGGAGAAGGCCGGACUGGGGGUGAGCGUGAAGGGGAAGACGUGCUCGAAUCUGAAUGCCUCCAGUUCGAGUGGCAGUGGCAGCGGCAGCGGCAGCGGCCUGAUGAAGCACGACGGGGAUCUGGGGAUAUUCGUGAAGAGCGUGAUCCAUGGCGGUGCUGCCUCACGCGACGGCCGACUGCGGAUGAACGACCAGCUGCUGAGCGUGAACGGGGUGUCGCUGCGCGGCCAAAACAAUGCCGAGGCCAUGGAGACGCUGCGUCGUGCGAUGGUGAAUACGCCGGGCAAGCAUCCGGGCACCAUUACGCUGCUCGUGGGCCGCAAGAUCCAGCGCUCGGCCAGCUCCAGCGACAUCCUGGACCAGGGUCAGAGCCAGAGCCAGAGUCACAAUCACAAUCACAGCCAUAGCAACAGCAGCGGCAGCAACAGCGGCGGCCACAACAACAGCAGCUCCAAUGCCAGCGACAAUUCGGGUGCCACAGUCAUUUAUUUGAGUCCCGAGAAGAGGGAGCAGCGCUGCAAUGGCAACGGAGUAGGCGCAGGCAGCAACGAGAUGAAUAGAUGGAGCAAUCCCGUUUUGGAUCGUCUAACCGGUGGCAUUUGCUCCACAAACACAGCACAGCAGCAGCCCACACAGCAGCCGCAACAUCCCCAGCAGCAGCAGCAGCAGCAGCAGCAGCAGCAGCAACAGCAACAGCAACAGCGUCGCCUGCCCCCAACCCCAAUCUGCAGCAAUGCGGCACUCCGCAACGAGAGCUACUACAUGGCCACCAACGACAACUGGUCGCCGGCACAGCUCCAUCUGCUCACGGGCCAUGGCGGCAAUGCGGCGCUGCUCAUCGAAGACGAUGCCGAACCGAUGUCACCAACACUGCCGGCGCGUCCUCACGAUGGGCAGCACUGCAACCCGAGCAGCGCCAACGCAUCGCAGACAAAGGCAGCAGUGCCAGUGGCCGUGGCAGUCACCGUGCCGGGCACACCGUCGAGCAGCGGCACCUUUGACGCCACCUACUCGUCUCAGCUCAGUUUGGAGACAAACUCGGGCGUGGAGCACUUCUCGCGCGAUGCUCUGGGCAGGCGCAGCAUCUCGGAGAAGCAUCAUGCGGCGCUGGAUGCCCGCGAGACGGGCACCUAUCAGCGCAACAAGAAACUGCGCGAGGAGCGGGAACGCGAGCGUCGCAUUCAGCUGACCAAAUCGGCCGUCUUUGGGGGCUCCAUUGAGUCGCUGACGACGCGGAUCGCCAACGCCAAUGCCCAGCUGGCGGGCUACAGGCACGCCAAGACCGCCUCCAGCAUUGAGCAGCGCGAGUCGAUGCAGCAGCAGCUGGCGGCGGCCGAGGCCGAGGCACGGGACCAGCUGGGUGAUCUGGGCCCCUCGCUGGGCAUGAAGAAGUCCUCGUCGCUGGAGUCGCUCCAGACCAUGGUCCAGGAGCUGCAGAUGUCCGAUGAGCCGCGUGGCCAUCAGGCGCUGCGCGCACCGCGCGGUCGUGGCAGGGAGGACAGCCUGCGGGCGGCGGUGGUCCACGAACCAGAUGCAAAUAAGCCCCGCAAGACAUGGCUGCUGGAGGAUGGGGAUCACGAGGGUGGCUUCGCCUCGCAGCGGAACGGACCCUUCCAGAGCUCCCUGAACGAUGGCAAGCACGGCAGCAAGUCGUCGCGGGCCAAGAAGCCGAGCAUUCUGCGCGGCAUUGGGCACAUGUUCCGCUUUGGCAAGAACCGCAAGGAUGGGGUGGUGCCAGUGGACACCUACAGUGCUGUGGCCAUCUCCCCGCCCUCAUCGGUGGUAUCAUCAUCGCCACAGCAGCAGCAGCAGCAACAGCAGCUACAGCAGCAGCAGCUACAGCAACAGCAGCAGCAACAACAGAUACCCACCGCUGCUCUGGCUGCAUUGGAGAGGAAUGGAAAGCCACCAGCAUACCAGCCACCCCCGCCAUUGCCAGCACCAAAUGGUGUGGGUGUAGGUGGUGGUGGUGGGGCAGGGGGAGCAGGUGGGUCGGCAGCGAAUGGUGGCAUACACCAGAACGAUAUAUUCAAUCAUCGGUAUCAGCACUAUGCCAACUAUGAGGAUCUGCAUCAGCAUCAACAGCAGCAGCAGCAGCAGCAGCAGCAGCAUCAUCAUCAAAUAAGCACAUCCAUACAAGCAGCAGCAGCAGCAGCCGAGCAGCUAUCGGAGUCAACGCUCGAAUGCAUGCGACAGCAGGUGAUACGUCAGCGCAUCAAGGUGGAGGCGGAAAGUCGCCGCCAUCAGCAUUACCAUUCGCAGCGCAGCGCUCGGUCGCAGGACAUUAGCAUGCACUCGACCAGCUCCUCAUCCCACCACCAGCAUCCGCAGGGCCAGACGCAGGCGCACACAAAUGGCGGUGUGAUUCGUCCCUUGAGCAGCUACUACGAGUACGAGACAGUGCAGCAGCAGCAGCGUGUGGGCAGCAUCAAGCACAGCCACCACAACAGUCACAAUGGAGGCACCAGCAGUGCCAGCGUCAAUGCCAGUGGCUCUUCGGCGUCGCCCAUCAAUGUGCCGCAUUGGAAGGCGGCCGCCCUCAAUGGCUACUCCCCGGCCAGCCUAAACAGCAGCUCUCGCAGCCGUGGACCCUUUGUUACCCAAGUGACCAUACGCGAGCAGAGCGGCAUGCCAGCCCAGCUGCAACAGCAGCUACAGCAGCAGCAGCAGCAGCAACAGCCCACCUACCAGACCGUGCAGAAGAUGGGGGCACAGUCACAGUACGGCAGCAGUGCUGGCUCCCAGCCGCAUGCCUCCAAGGUGUGACUAUAGGUGCUGGCGCAUGCGCGCGCCACACGGGAUGUGCUCGUGGAGGAUCAUCAUCAUCAGCAGCAUCAGCAGCAGCAUCAGCAGCUGGAGCAACAGCAGCUGGAGCUAAGCGAGGUCAGCGAGGUAGAGAUCUUCUACUACGCUACCGAAUGCUGAGGUUAUGCUGCUCCUUCCUGGGCACCUUGCCUGCCUCUCUUCCGCAUGGAAGUGACGCUGUGUGUGACGCUGGCAGCCGGCAAAAAUUAGAGAUUUAUUUUUACGCAAUUGAUUGGAGGAUGGGAUGAAUGGAAUUUUUCGAAAAAACUUCCACAUUUUGUACACAAAGACACACCCCAUACACACACACACAAAACAUGCAUACAUGCUACAUACAUACACCUUGUAUUAACUUAAAUUUAAGUUCAUUUAUUCCCAAUGCAUAUGUAUACAUAAAUACAUAUCAAAUGAAAAGUAUUACCAUUUAAAGCGACGACAAGUCGAUGCUAAUUUGGUGAUUUAGCGAAGGAAAAAGGAGAACUUGCUAUUGUAUUUCAUCUCUCUUUUUUUUUUACUGUCUAAGUCAAAUGCCUUUGUACAUAAUUAGGUUAUGCAGAAGAAGCCAACCACAGAACAUACAGCCCAGCACCCCCACACUUUAGAUUUCAACUACGAAGUACCAUUUCUCCAUUACUUUAUACAUUAAUGUAUUUUUUUUUUGUUUUUCGUUUUCGUCUUUGUUGUACAUAGAAACUUUCGUUUGUUUUGUUAGCUUUAAAGCGGACGCCAUUUUGUGUGCAAAAAGUUAGAAAUUUGCAAAAGUUACAAAAAAAAAAAAGAAAAGUAAAACUUAAAGAAACCCUCACACACACACACACA
Messenger RNA from Drosophila obscura, 6670 nucleotides. It is a transcript of the gene baz, whose product is annotated as partitioning defective 3 homolog. NCBI's taxonomy places the organism in Eukaryota, Metazoa, Arthropoda, Insecta, Diptera, Drosophilidae. The coding region runs from base 1124 to 5812 and encodes 1562 amino acids. The transcript is spliced from 8 exons. Gene Ontology annotation, molecular function: phosphatidylinositol binding; protein binding. The record is from RefSeq and is a predicted model, not a curated record. Gene Ontology annotation, biological process: microtubule cytoskeleton organization; cell adhesion; intracellular protein localization. Gene Ontology annotation, cellular component: adherens junction; cell cortex; apical plasma membrane.